AUGAAGCGCAUCUUCUCCUGCUCCAGCUCACAGGUGGCGGUGGAGAGAUGGAACCGUCGUGAUCAGAAGCUGCUGGAGGCAGUGCAGCAGGGGGAUGUGGGACGCGUGGCUGCCCUGGCGUCUAGGAAGUCAGCCCGGCCCACCAAGCUAGACUCCAAUGGCCAGUCCCCAUUUCAUCUGGCAGCCUCCAAAGGCCUGACAGAGUGUCUGACUAUCCUGCUUGCAAAUGGGGCUGACAUCAACAGCAAGAAUGAGGAUGGAAGCACUGCCUUGCACUUGGCUACCAUCUCCUGUCAGCCACAGUGUGUCAAGGUCCUACUUCAGCAUGGUGCUAAUGAAGAUGCUGUGGAUGCAGAAAACCGUAGUCCAUUGCACUGGGCAGCCUCCUCUGGCUGUGCUUCAAGUGUGCUCCUGCUGUGUGACCAUGAAGCCUUCCUGGAUGUGUUGGAUAAUGAUGGACGCACACCCCUGAUGAUUGCAUCACUGGGCGGUCACACAGCAAUCUGCUCACAGUUGCUGCAGAGAGGUGCCCGAGUCAAUGUUACAGACAAGGAUGACAAGUCGGCUUUGAUCCUGGCCUGUGAGAAAGGCAGUGCUGAGGUGGCAGAACUGCUCCUGGCUCACGGAGCAGAUGCAGGGGCAGUGGACAGAACAGGGCAUGAUGCUUUGCAUUAUGCUCUGCACACAAAGGACGAGGCACUGUGGAGGCUGCUACAGCAGGCCUUGAACCGGCGGCGGAGAGGUGGUCAAAGUCUAGUUCAAUGCCCAGAUUUUGCAUCUAAGGCCUCUCCACUUGAGUCCCAGGUGGGUUCUCCACCUAAGAGCCCAUGGAGAGCAGAGCCUGAGGAGGACCGGGAGGAAGAGGAGGAUGCAAACCCUUGCUCAGAGGAGUGGAAGUGGAAGUAUGAAGAGCAGCAGAAGAAAGUUUCUCAGUUGGAGCAAGAGCUGGUGAGAAAAACAGAGGAGUGUAAGACUCAAGCUGCAGCCUACCUGGGCUUGGAGAACCAAAUUCGAGAGCAAGUGCGGGAGCUAGGGCUCCUCCUAUGCCAGGAGCCUGCAGCUCCUGGAAGGCAGGACUCUAGUCUUCGGCCUGGAGGGGAUGGCAUGGAGCAGGGUUGUCCCCUGGACCUGCUGGCCAAGUGUAUACAAGAACUAAAGAAGCAGCAGCAGGCAGCAGCCAUAGUCAACCCAACAUUAGCUUCUAAGAAAGCUGAGGAUUCAGCCCCAGGAGAGACCCAAUAUGAAGUCCAUGGAAGGUCCCAACCAGAAGAACAGGGGCUAUUCCAGAGCCCAAGGUCUGAGACCACUGGAAAAGCCACAGGACAGCAUUUGACUACCAAUGGGGGACAGACCCUUGACCCUGAUCACAAUGAACAGUUGCCUACUGGCCAGAAGGAGAAUCCCCAGGUCCCAGGAGUGGAAACAGCAGGCAUAGCGGUUGAAACAGUGGGCACAGCAGCCAUGAACCAGCUUCUGCUACAACUAAGGGAGGAGCUGGCUGCAGUUUGGCGAGAAAAGGAUGCUGCCAGGGGUGCUAUAUCAAGACCAAUCCUGGAGGGAGCCUUGGGGACUUCCCGGGCUGAGGCUGCAGCAGCUGCCUGGGAGAAAAUGGAGGCCCGGUUGGAGCGGGUGCUGGUGAGGUUGGAUAGGGCAAAGACAGGACUACAGGUGAAACCUGCCCAGGAGUCCAGAGAGGGAGCCCCAAAGGCAGCCCUAGGGAGCAUCAAAGAGGAUGAGGGGAAGGAGAAGAGGUCUCCUGGGGUUCGAGGAGAGCCUCUAGGGGCCCCUGGAAGAGAACAGACCCCAGGAGGAGGCUUGGCAAAGGGUCACCUGGAGAAGGAAGUGUCAGCACUGAGACUGAGCAACAGCAACUUGAUGGAGGAGUUGGGGGAGCUGGGGCGCGAGCGGCAGAGGUUGCAGCGGGAGCUGCAGUCGCUGAGCCAGCGGCUACAGCGAGAGUUUGUGCCCAAGCCAGAGGCGCAGGUCCAGCUGCAGCAGUUGCAGCGGAGUGUGGGGCUACUGACGGAAGAACUGGCCGUGGAGAAGGAGGCCACAGAGAAGCUGCGUAAGCGCCUGGCCUCCCAGAGCAGCAGCCUUCGAGGGCUGUGGGACUGCUUGCCCCUAGACCUGGUGGGCAAGGGGAGUGAGUGGGGCACAGCGGCCCAGCCCCUGGAGGAGCUGCAGGCCUGCAUUGGCGCCCUGGUGGACCGGCAUCGAGAGGCCCAGCAGGUGCUGGCGCGGCUGGAGGAGGAGAACCAGCAGCUGCGGGGGUCCCUGGCCCCCCGUGGGGAGCCAGGUGCCUCCUCAAAGCCCCCAGCACCCCCCCAAGUGGCUGCUUUGGAGCAAGACCUAGGGAAGCUGGAGGAAGAGCUGCGAGUUGUUCAGGCCACAAUGAGCGGAAAGAGCCAGGAGAUUGGGAAGCUCAAGCAGCUGCUGUAUCAGGCUACAGAGGAGGUGGCAGAGCUGAGGGCCCGGGAGGCGGCCAGCCUGCGGCAGCACGAGAAAACUCGGGGCUCGCUAGUGGCCCAAUCCCAGGCUUGGGGUCAGGAGCUGAAGGCUCUGCUGGAAAAAUACAACACAGCCUGCCAGGAAAUGGGUCGGUUGCGGGAGGUUGUGGCGGAGGAGCGACGCAGGAAUAGGGACCUGGCAGCGCAGGCUGCCGAGCAGGAGCGACAGGCCAGGGAGAUGCGCGGGCGAUCUGAGCAGUUCGAGAAAACAGCUGAGCUGCUGAAAGAGAAGAUGGAGCAUCUGAUUGGGGCUUGCCGAGACAAGGAGGCCAAGAUUAAGGAGUUGUUGAAGAAGUUGGAGCAGCUUUCAGAGGAGGUUCUAGCAGUUCGGGGAGAAAAUGCCCGCCUUGCCCUGCAGUUGCAGGAGUCCCAGAAGAACCAUGAAGAGAUCAUCGCUAUCUAUAGGAAUCACCUGCUGAAUGCUGCUCAGGGCUACGUGGAACAGGAUGUAUACAAUAUUCUACUGCGAAUCCUCAGCACACAGGAGGAGUGA
Messenger RNA from Otolemur garnettii (small-eared galago), 3000 nucleotides. RefSeq names its product ankyrin repeat domain 35 (gene ANKRD35). Gene Ontology annotation, molecular function: actin binding. The transcript has 13 exons. The coding region runs from base 1 to 3000 and encodes 999 amino acids. Lineage: Eukaryota; Metazoa; Chordata; Mammalia; Primates; Galagidae. The record is from RefSeq and is a predicted model, not a curated record.